GGUUUAUAUUGGUUUGAUGAAUUUCUAAUACUUGUAUAAUAUAGUUUAAGGGAUUCUUUCUUGUUGGACGGAUGGUAUUGAUCUGCUAAGAUAUCACGAAAUAUUCAUAGCAAUAACAUUCGUAGAGACUGUCGUUAAGAUGUUACAUCCUGCAGCAGGGACCAACAACAUAUGUCUUGUUACCGAUUCAUACAAGGUGACACAUUAUCGUCAGUACCCUCCGAACACUACGCUGGUUUAUUCGUACUUUGAGAGCAGAGGUGGGAAAUAUCCAACUACAACAUUCUUUGGCCUGCAAUACUUGCUAAAACGUUUCUUAACAGGUCAGGUCGUAACAAAAGAGAAAAUAGAAGAAGCUAAGAAAAUAUGUAACAGUCAUUUGGGUCUCGAUAUAUUUAAUGAAGAAGGGUGGAAUUAUAUUUUAGAGAAACACUGUGGUUAUCUCCCUUUGUUGAUAAAAGCUGUUCCAGAAGGACUAAAUAUACAAACCAGAAAUGUCUUGUUUACUGUGGAGAAUACAGAUCCAAAUUGCUACUGGUUAACUAAUUAUUUCGAGUCAUACUUAGUUCAGGUAUGGUAUCCUAUGACCGUAGCAACAACUUCUCUAUAUCAGAAGGAUCUGAUUACUAAAUAUCUGAGAGAAACUGCUGAUAACCUCGAUAGCUUACCAUUUAAAUUAUCUGACUUCGGAUUCAGGGGAUCAUCUUCGUUUGAGUCAGCUGGUAUUGGAGGCUGCGCACAUUUGGUACAUUUCCUAGGGUCUGAUACACUUUGUGCUUUGAUGACAGCAAAAUUGUACUAUGGCUGUGACAUGGCGGGGUUUUCUGUACCAGCUGCAGAGCACAGUACAAUAACCACAUGGGGGCAAGAUGGCGAGAUAGAUGCGUUUAGGAAUAUGUUAAAACAAUUUCCAACAGGGAUAGUAUCAUGUGUUGGUGACAGUUAUGAUAUGUGGAGAGUUUGUAACAAUGUCUGGGGACAAGAACUAAAAGGUUUAGUAGAAGCUAGAGAGGGGAAGGGGACAUUAGUGGUUCGUCCUGAUAGUGGUUAUCCUCCAGACAUUGUUGUAAAGGUGUUGGAUAUUUUAGGAAAAUAUUACAAAACAACUAUAAAUUCAAAAGGGUUCAAACUAUUGCCUCCUUAUUUAAGAGUCAUUCAAGCAGAUGGCGUUAACUAUGAAACAUUAGGUGCAGUUUUAGAAAACAUGAAGAAAAAUCGAUGGAGCGCAGACAACGUAGUGUUUGGGAGUGGGGGUGCUCUCUUACAGCAAGUAGACAGGGACACUCAGAAAUGUGCUUUCAAAUGUAGUUUUGCUGUUGUAAAUGGAGAAGAGAGAAAUGUUUUCAAAAAUCCAGUGGAUGAUCCUGGUAAAAUGAGCAAAAAAGGUCGCCUGACUCUUGAAUAUGAAAAUGGGAUAUAUAAAACAAUAGAAGAAGGCAAAGGUGACAAAAGCAAGGACAUUCUUGUUCCGGUUUAUAAAAAUGGUGUUCUGUUGAACGAUUACACUUUGGAUGAAAUCCGGAAGAAUGCCGUGAUAUAACUUGAUUCUCCUCUACAAAUACUGAUUUUGUAUUUACAUUAUUAAUUUUUAGUAAAUUAAAUGGUUUACGUAUAUUUUCGAGGUAUGUCCAAGACACGAUGUUGUGUCGAUAUCGAUCACAAUUUUUCGUAUGUAUGUUGUUAUGUCAACAUGGCCUGAAUCCUCUCUUUUUGUUGUCGAUAUCGACGAUAUCGAAUCAAUAUCGACAAACAUCCCAUAACUUGAACAACGGCCUAAAACCUCUGUACUUGUUGUCGAUAUCGACAAACAUUCCAUAACUUGAACAAAGGCUUGAAAACUUCGUCUUGGUUGUCGAUAUUGACGAUCUCAACAAUAUCAAAUCGACAUCGACAAACAUUCCAUAACUAGAAAAACGGCAUUUAACCUCUGUCUUGUUUGUCGAUACCGUCGAUAUCGACUAUAUUGAAUCGGUAUUGAAAACAUGCCGUCACUUGAACAACGGCCUGAAACCUCUGUCUUUGUUGUCUCCGGUUGGAGUAAAUGCGUAAAUUUUCUUUUUAAAUCCAGUUUACAUACGAUUUUUGUCUAUGUUGGCAUUACAUUUAAGAAAGCAUGUAUAAUAUCUUAACUUGACAUUCACCCAUGCAAAGAUGUUAACGCAAUAAGAAUUUAUGGUUAGGUCGCCCAAUUACUUCGGGGUCUUCGGUUUUCAUUUGUUAUUAGUUUCAAUGUCAAAUGCUGUUGUUUGUCCUUGUAUGUCUUAUUUGUUACCGGGUUUGUAUUUUGUUCUCUUUUUGCCAUUCUUCUUAGAUAGUUCCGGGUCGUCAACACUUCUUUUAAUAUUUUUAUUCUCCUUUAAUGUUUAUCUAUAUACCAUAUAUCAUCGGGGAGAGGUUUAAAAUGUUCUAUUUCGAUAUUGAGUCGAUAUCUUAUCGCUGUUGUCGACAUCGACGAUAUCGACGUCUUGUUUGUUCAUUAAUUCAUUUAUUCAGAAAUUUUCGAUAUCGAUUCGAUAUCAUGUUGUUAUUGUCGAUAUCGACGAUAUCGACAUUAUGUAUUUUCAUGCUAUCAUCAUUCGUCUAUAUCGAUUCGAUAUCGACAAUGUGUUUUGUCACGAUGUACUUGUUAGUCGAUAUCGACAUCUUGUUUGAUCUUCGACAUGUAUGAUAUUAUCGCUACUUUUAUGUACUUCUUUGAAUUGAACGUAAAUUGAAAAUACUCGGGCUAAACAUGUUAGGAAUUUUUUCCUAUCAUAUUGCAUUUUAAAAGGAGAGAUGUGCAGACUAUAAAGCUUAUCUUUUUAUCAUUAUAUUUCAUGACUACAAGAUUAUGUUAUCGUCAAACUUAGAAAUGUUCAUGUUUUGUAUAUGCAUGUACAAAAUUUAGUCCUGGUAGCUAUGAUGUGUUUAUUUUUCUGUACCAAAUCGUAUUGAGAAUUGUUGACCAAAAAAACUUUUAAAAAUUCCUUUGGUUGAUUGAACUAUAUUUUCUCUGUGGUCGGGUUGUGGUGUCUUUGGCACAUUCCUCAUUUCCAUUCUUAAUUUUAUAAUCAAAAUUUAUAUACUGAAACGUUACAGUCAAAAUAAAUGAUUAUUAAAAUCGAAGUAUUUUUUUAUAUCAAUAGUUGAUAACUUAAGAUCAAUUAUUAUAAAUCAAUCAAUGCAAAUCAAAGUGACAAAUUAAAACAUGACAACAAAUAUGCCAUGCUCAAGAUGCGUGUACCUCGACCGCAAAACAAUAUUUUCUUAUUAAAGAACUAAUUUUGUCGUUGUUAACAAAUCUGCAUUUUGAUAAUACAACUAUUUAUACCAAUUGUAUAGAUAUGAAAACAUGUAUAAAGAUAGAUUAACCACGAAGCAAACUCUAUCGUAAUUGAGGUUUUUUUAAUAAUCAAAUCAAAAUUUAAUUCUUUUUCCAGAUGAAAUCUGGAAGAAAGCUGUGCUAUAACUUGGUUCUCUAUUGAUUUUCUAUUUAAAUAAAUAAUUUUAGUAAAUCUAAUGUUUACGUAUGUAAUCGAUCACUGUUUUGAAUUAACGCAAAUUAAAAAAUACUUGGGAUAAACAUGUUAAGAACUUUUUUCUAUCAUAUUGUUAUUUUAAAGGAAGAGAUGUACAGAAUAAAAAGCUUAUCUUUUUAUCAUUCUAUUCAUGACAACAAGAUUAUGUUAUAGUCAAACUUAAUCCUGGUAUCUAUGUAUCUUUACGUUACAGUCAAAAUGAAUUAUUGUUAGUAUUUUUUUUAUAACAAAAGUUGAAAACUUAGUUCAAUUAUUAUAAAUUGAUCAAGGCAAAUCUAGGUUACCAAUUAAAAAAUGACAACAAAUAUGCCAUGCUAAAGAAGCAUGUACCUCGACCGCAAAAAAGAUAUUUUCGUAUUAAAGAACUAAAUUUGUCGUUGUUAAAAAUCUGCAUUCUGAUAAUAUAACUGCGCAAAUCAAUUGCAUAGAUAUGAAAACAUGUAUAAAGAUAUAUUAACCACGAAGCAACGUCCUUGCUGAUUGCGACUAAUAUUAAAUGAGCUUUUGUAAACUAUGAAUAAAGUCAACAGUAGUAUAUCGCUGUUCGAAAUUCAUAAAUCGAAUGUGGAAAAACAAAUCCGUGUUACAAUCUAAGACUGACACUAAUAUAUCAUUACACGUAGACAUUAUAACAUCACUCAACUAUUCUAGGGAUAUUAGUAGACAAACACCUACUCUUGUAUUUAAACUUAACCUCGUGAAACUGUAGAACU
This is a messenger RNA of Mytilus trossulus (common blue mussel), 4231 nucleotides long. RefSeq names its product nicotinamide phosphoribosyltransferase-like. The record is from RefSeq and is a predicted model, not a curated record. The coding region runs from base 140 to 1540 and encodes 466 amino acids. Lineage: Eukaryota; Metazoa; Mollusca; Bivalvia; Mytilida; Mytilidae. Gene Ontology annotation, molecular function: nicotinamide phosphoribosyltransferase activity. The transcript is spliced from 10 exons. Gene Ontology annotation, biological process: NAD+ biosynthetic process.